This is a messenger RNA of Camelina sativa (false flax), 2771 nucleotides long. NCBI's taxonomy places the organism in Eukaryota, Viridiplantae, Streptophyta, Magnoliopsida, Brassicales, Brassicaceae. The record is from RefSeq and is a predicted model, not a curated record.
UCCGGGUGUAGCCCCAUCUAAAGUUUCGUUUAAGUCUGUAACCCCACAAAACUUUUAGUUCUUGCUCUGGCUACACAUCAAAACUUCAACAGGUCGUACCCCCACAGAAUUUAAAUAUCGAGUUACGACCCCAUGGUCGUUAGUUACCAACGUUUUCCGUCUUAUUCCUUACUAAACCAGCUUAAAUUAAAACUAAACCAAAACUCUAUUUAGUUUUAACUAAUUCAUGGUUUUAGGCAUUUAUAUCAAAGCCGUCAAUCAGUUUUAAUAUAACAAAAGGGGAAAACACAACCGUAAUCCCCAUUUUUCUCGAUUUGGAACCCAAAAAUUGUGAGUGAGGAUUCAACAAACUGAGCUUACAGAGGAAAAUAUCUUGAUUCAAUGAGUGAGAAUAACAAUGAAGACGAGAGAGAGCAAACUCGUGAGAUGAGAGUGAUUCAAGUGACCCAGAUUAUGCUACUCCUGCUGAAGAAGAAAUCGGUUAUGGGGAAAGUGAUUCCGAUUCUGAAGGUGAUGAAGAAGUGAUGGACAGAUUUCACUUAGAGAUUGAAGAUGAAGUAGCUUUGUUCAGGGAUGAGCUUCCAAUACGGCAUAAUUUAUAUCCAGAUAGUGACAGUGACGAUGAGGAUGUUGUAGUGGUUGCUAGAAACAGAGGAGAACGCAUGAUCAGAAGAAGAGGAGAUGGAAAUUUACAUAAGGGACAAGCAUUUUACAAUGGUGUUACGUUUAAAGAAGCUGUCUUGGAUCAUGCUCUCAGAGAAGGUCGGAACAUUAAACAAUACAGGUGGGAUAAAAAAAUUUUGGGAUAAACAAUAGAUUGAACAUAUGGGAGGUGAAGAUUUAUCAUAAUUAUCAUUCGUGCACACACAAUGGACAUUGUGAGAUGUUGACUGAUCCAGUGAUUGCGCGGUUGUUUUUGGACAAGAUUAGAAGAGAACCAGAUUAUAUGAUGCCCAUGAAGAUUCAGGAACUGAUUUACGAGCAAUGGAAGCUGGUUGUGACAAGAAAUCAAUGUCAAGAAGCAAGGAAUAAAGCGCUAAAAUGGAUCCAAAAAGAAUAUGAAGAUCAAUUUGCACAUAUUCGAGGUUAUUGUAGUGAAAUCAAUGAUUCGAAUAAAGAUUCUACUGUAGCACUUGAAACCAUCAUACCAGAUGGUGAAGACCUCUUUGAUCGGUUUUACGUAUGCUUUGACAUCAUCAGAAAAUCGUGGAAGGAUACAUGUCGUCCUCUCAUAGGAGUGGAUGGUACCUUUCUCAAAAGGACACUCAAAGGUCAGUUACUUGCUGCUAUAGGUAGAAAUGCGUGUAACAAAAUGUAUCCAAUAGCAUGGGCUGUAGUACAAGCGGAGGAUGAGAAGAAUUGGUUGUGGUUUAUCCAAAAGUUAAAGUCUGAUUUGGAUCUUAAAGAUGGGGAUGGGUUUAUCAUAACCUCAUAUCGACAAAAUGGAUUAAUAAAAGCAGUGGAGAUGGAGUUACCAAAGGCUGAGCAUAGAAAAUGUGUUAGACACAUUUAUGGCAACUUGAAAGCGAAUCAUGGAAAAAAGAUGGAGAUGAAACCAUUUAUCUGGAACUUGGCGUGGAGCUAUAAUGAAACACAAUUUGAGAAAAAAUCUGCAAAGGCUGAGAGACUACGAUGAAGAUGUUUACAAUGAUGUUAUGAAGAGUAACCCGAGGAGUUGGUGUAGAGCUUUUUACAAAAUUGAUGGAGAAUGUUGUGAAGAUGUUGAAAAUAACACUAUUGAAUCAUUCAACAAUAGCAUUGGAAAAGCAAGGGAGAAACCAGUUUUGCCAAUGCUAGAGACAAUUCGGAGACUAGCAAUGACACAAAUUUCAUUGAGAAAAACCAAAGCAAGCAACCACCCAUCAAAAUUUACACCAUAUGUCCAGAAAAUUCUUGAUGAAGAGCAUGAAGAUGCUGACAUCUGCACAAUAUGGCCAGGCACUAGUGGAAAAUUUGAGGUUGAAACUGUUUGGGAUUCAGAGAGGGUAAACAUGACAGACAAGACAUGCACUAGUUGCAAGUGGGACAUAACUGGGAUCCCAUGUGUGCAUGCCUAUGGAGUGAUAUUGAAAAGAAACCUUGAUCCUGAUGACUAUGUGUCAGAUUGGUUUCUCACAACUCGCUGGAGAGGAACAUAUAAUGAGGCAAUGAUCCCACUGAGAGUUGCUGGUCAUUGGAGUCGCGGUGACAUAUCAUUGGUGGGUAUACCUCUUGAACCACCACAACCUGGACGGAAGAAGAACCGUAAGAAACAAAAAAGAAAGAAAGGACUUAAUGAGUCUCCGUCCAAAAAGAAGAAGAAUAAAAGGAAGAAUCUGAAACGAAAGACACAAGAAUCUCCAAAAAAGACACAACCGAAGAGGACAAUGCAUUGUAAGAAGUGUGGUGGAGCUGGUCACAAUUCUCGGCCAUGUGCCAAACGAGCCAAACGAGGACAUGGCAAAGCUUGUGCAAGUCAAGUGGAUCAAGACUCUUGAAACAAGAGUAGCUUCAGGAAAUUAGGUGGAUCAAGUUUAACUUUAGUUAGUUUAUGUUUUUUAGCACUGUUAAGAAAAGAAGCUCCUUUUUAGCUUUCGAAUUAUUGGCUUUGUAUUGGAUGUUAUGGUUCUCUUUUAGGUACGUGCAUCCUUUUGUCAUGGAUGUGGAUUAGACUUUUUCAUGUUUUGGGUUCGGCUUUCUCAUGUUAUUUGUCUUUUUCUGCUCUAAAUACUCUAAUACAUGACAUAACAAUCACGAUUUUAAACCUUCUGAACUGAGGAAAUAUUUCAAUA